ACGCGCAGAGGCGGCGGGAUGGCGGAGGAGAAAAUGGAAAUCGCUGCUCCUCCAACGUCCAAGUGCAUCAUUUACUGGAAGAGGAAAGUCAAGUCUGAAUACAUGCGGCUCCGGCAGCUCAAGAGGUUCCAGGCGAACAUGGGAGCUAAGGCUCUGUUUGUGGCCAACUUUGCAAAGGUUCAUGAGAAGACUCAGAUCCUGAACGAGGACUGGAAGAAGCUCCGCGUGCAGCCAGUGCAGCUGAUGAAGCCCGUCAGUGGGCACCCGUUCCUCAAGCAGUGUACAGUUGAGAGCAUCUUCCCGGGGUUUCCCAGCCAGACGCUGUACAUGAGGACCCUGAACACGGUGGCACUGGUGCCCAUUAUGUACUCCUGGUCUCCUCUUCAGCAGAACUUCAUGGUGGAGGAUGAAACUGUUCUGUGCAAUAUCCCCUACAUGGGAGAUGAGGUGAAGGAAGAAGAUGAAACUUUCAUUGAGGAACUUAUUAAUAACUAUGAUGGGAAAGUCCAUGGAGAGGAAGAAAUGAUUUCAGGGUCAGUCCUCAUCAGCGAUGCUGUGUUCCUGGAGCUGGUGAAUGCCCUCAAUCAGUACUCGGACGAGGAAGAGGAAGGACACAAUGAUUCUGAGGUUAAACAGGAGGAUGGGAAAGAGGAGCUGCCAGUCACAAGGAAAAGAAAGCGAACUGCAGCAGAAGGUAACAAGAAGUGUUCCAAGAAGCGCUUUCCGAAUGACAUGAUAUUCACUGCUAUAUCUUCUAUGUUUCCUGAAUACGGCUUCCCAGAGGAUAUGAAAGAGAGGUACCGGGAGCUCACGGAAGUGUCGGACCCGAACGUGCUGCCGCCGCAGUGCACUCCCAACAUAGACGGGCCCUGCGCCAAGUCGGUGCAGCGGGAGCAGUCCCUGCACUCCUUCCACACCCUCUUCUGCCGCCGCUGCUUCAAAUACGACUGCUUUCUGCAUCCUUUUCAUGCUACUCCUAAUGUGUACAAACGAAAGAAUAGAGAGACCAAGAUCGAGCCAGAUCCUUGCGGAGCAGACUGUUUCCUCUGGCUGGAAGGAGCCAAGGAGUUUGCUGCUCUGCACAACCCCAGGUCCAAGUGCUCAGGCCGGCGCCGGCGGCGGCACCACGUGGUGGGUGCUUCCUGCUCAAACACCCCGGCUUCCACCGUCACCGAGGCCAGGGAGGGCGACAGCGACCGAGACACGGGCAACGAGUGGGCUUCCAGCUCCUCAGAGGCAAACUCCCGCUGCCAGACCCCCACCAAGCAGAAGCUGAGCCCGGCCUCCUCCCAGCUGUUUGCGGUGGAGACGCCGCAGGAGCCCGUCGAGUGGACGGGAGCCGAGGAGUCGCUCUUCCGUGUCUUCCAUGGGACCUACUUCAACAACUUCUGCUCCAUUGCCAGGCUGCUGGGAACAAAGACCUGCAAGCAGGUCUUUCAGUUUGCAGUGAAAGAAUCGCUUAUAACCAAACUGCCAACAAACGAAUUAAUGAAUCCAUCCCAGAAGAAGAAAAGGAAGCACAGGCUGUGGGCUGCACACUGCAGGAAGAUUCAGCUGAAGAAAGAUAAUUCGCCUACCCAGGUGUACAACUACCAGCCUUGUGACCACCCCGAGCACCCCUGUGACAGCUCCUGCCCUUGCAUCAUGACCCAGAAUUUCUGUGAGAAGUUCUGCCAGUGCAACCCUGACUGUCAGAACCGCUUCCCGGGCUGCCGCUGUAAAACCCAGUGCAACACCAAGCAGUGCCCGUGCUACCUGGCUGUGCGGGAGUGCGACCCGGACCUGUGCCUGACCUGCGGGGCUUCGGAGCACUGGGACUGCAAGGUGGUCUCCUGCAAGAACUGCAGCAUCCAGCGGGGGCUCAAAAAGCAUUUGCUGCUGGCACCAUCGGAUGUCGCUGGCUGGGGGACCUUCAUCAAGGAAUCUGUGCAGAAGAACGAGUUCAUCUCCGAGUACUGUGGUGAGCUCAUCUCACAGGAUGAGGCUGACCGGCGAGGGAAGGUCUAUGACAAGUACAUGUCCAGCUUCCUCUUCAACCUCAACAACGAUUUUGUUGUCGAUGCCACCCGCAAAGGCAAUAAAAUCCGCUUCGCCAACCACUCGGUGAACCCCAACUGCUAUGCCAAAGUGGUGAUGGUGAAUGGAGACCACCGGAUCGGGAUCUUUGCCAAGAGGGCGAUCCAGGCAGGAGAGGAGCUCUUCUUCGAUUACAGGUACAGCCAGGCCGAUGCCCUGAAGUAUGUCGGCAUAGAGAGGGAGACGGAUAUCAUCUAGGCUCCGUGUGGGGCAGUCCCUAGCCCACCCUGCUGCUGCACCCUGUAAGCAAUGCCAUGUUUGCCUCACGCUGACAUGACUGCUGCUCUUCCCGUUGCUGAGUGUGUCACAAAUGCUGCUUCCCACCCAGAGAGAGACUCGAGGCAGGAGUGUGAGUGGCUGCUGCCAGGGGCAGCUUUGCCAGCACUGGGCAGGGGCAGGCGCCAGAGCUCUGCUCUGCUCCCCCAGGCUGGAGGGAGCCGUGGGGCUGAGGCUGGGGCUUGAAGCGAAGCUGUGCUGCAGGAGCAGAGACAGCCACAAGGUCUCUGUCUGUUUCCCAUUGACUGCUGGAAGCACAAGAGCGAGUGUGGUA
Molecule: messenger RNA, 2626 nt
Organism: Neopsephotus bourkii (Bourke's parrot)
Lineage: Eukaryota; Metazoa; Chordata; Aves; Psittaciformes; Psittacidae
Gene: EZH1
Product: enhancer of zeste 1 polycomb repressive complex 2 subunit
Exons: 20
Coding region: 19-2274 (751 amino acids)
Biological process (GO): chromatin remodeling
Molecular function (GO): histone H3K27 methyltransferase activity; protein binding
Source: RefSeq, a predicted model, not a curated record